This is a messenger RNA of Myodes glareolus (Bank vole), 2740 nucleotides long. It is a transcript of the gene Tipe1, whose product is annotated as TNF alpha induced protein 8 like 1. The record is from RefSeq and is a predicted model, not a curated record. Gene Ontology annotation, biological process: negative regulation of TOR signaling; regulation of apoptotic process. Lineage: Eukaryota; Metazoa; Chordata; Mammalia; Rodentia; Cricetidae. Gene Ontology annotation, cellular component: cytoplasm.
UGGCCCUGCGCAGCAGCCCGCUAGGAUCCAUCGGACCAGCGGCUCCCGCCCCACAGAGGCGCCUGCACACAAGUGACAGCCAGACGGACGGAUCCUGAGGAGCAGGGCCCAUGGACACCUUCAGCACGAAGAGCCUGGCCCUGCAGGCCCAGAAGAAAGUGCUCAGCAAGAUGGCCUCUAAGGCUAUGGUGGCCGUGUUCGCGGACGACACCAGCAGCGAGAUCCUGGAUGAACUGUACCAAGCCACCAAGGAGUUCACCCGCAGCCGGAAGGAGGCACAGAGGGUGGUAAAGAACCUAGUGAAGGUGGCCGUGAAGCUGGCCGUACUGCUGCGGGCGGGUCAACUGGACGGCGACGAGCUGGCCCAGCUACGAAGGUUCCAGGGCCGCGUGCGCAGCCUGGCCAUGACGGCCCUCAGUUUCCACCAGGUGGACUUCACCUUCGACCGGCGUGUGCUGGCCGCGGGGCUGCUGGAGUGCCGGGACCUGCUGCACCAGGCCACCGGCCCUCACCUCACAGCCAAGUCCCACGGCCGCAUCAACCACGUCUUCAGCCACUUUGCCAAUGGCGACUUCCUGGCCGCGCUGUACGGCCCUGCGGAGCCCUAUCGGAGCCACCUGCGCCGCAUCUGCGACGGCCUUGGACGGAUGCUCGACGAGGGCGGUAUCUGACCUGGCCUGGAGACCUUUCCAGAACAUCACUGCUCAUCCCAGCUUUGCUCCUUUCUACUUCUGAGAAGCUGUCUUGUAGCCCAGCCCGACCCCAGACUCUACGGAGCCAAGGCUGACCUUGAACUGAUGCUGCUCCUGCUGCCUCCUGAGUGCUGGGGUCACAGGUGUGCUCCACCAUCUCAUUGAAUGUUUAUGUUAGUUUCCUCUCAGGGCCUCCCAAUGUGACUCGCUUUAGGAAAUGGAGUUCAAGCCCUGCCCGGCACCAGUCUAGUGUUGAAGGGAUCCCAGCCUGCCAUGUGGGCUGGGGAUGAGCACACUUUCGUGUUGGGAUCUGGAGGAGACCCCCAUCUGGAGACUGCACCCAGCAUCUAAGAGCAGGAAGAAACCGUCCCUGAGGUGGCUCAGCAUGUGUUGUGACGGGAGCUCAAUCCCCAAAACCACACCAUGGAAGCAGAGAACCAGUUUUGGCAAGUUGACCUGACUUACACAUGACCUGCUCAUGCAGCAAGGGGUGACUGAGCUGGUGGGAAAGAAGUCCUCACUGGGAGGGAGGAGCCUGGGGACCUCAGAAGCUGUCCCCAGCUUCCGCAGGCCAGGGCUACUGGAGAUAUGUGUCUGUGUUAAAUUAUAAUGCCGUAUUUGGGAAACAAACCCAUCCUUUCUCUUUGUAUGACAGCCAGGACUUGUAAUCAACACUGACCACACAUGUGGAAGCAUGACUAAUACCUGGCUUAACCUUAUGGUCACUAUGAGACAGAACUUUUAUCCUUGGAAAGGUGGGCAGGUUUCAGCUACAUUUGUGCACUGCUGAGGUGUGGGUUAGUUCUCUAGACUCCCCCAGUAAGGGGCUGUGGGCAUGGCCAUGGUGGAGCCCCGCCUAGAAUCCUCAGUGAGGGGCUGUGGGUGAGGUCAGGGUGGAGCCCCGCCUAGAAUCCUCAGUGAGGGGCUGGGGGCGCGGUCAGGGUGGAGCCCACCAUAGAAUCCCCCAGUGAGGGGUGGGAUGUGGCCAGGGGUAGCAUGCCCAAGGUGGGAGACCCGAGACCAGUGAGGACAGUGCAUCUGCACUUGCUGGCAGGCAUGGAGGUUGUGCAAUGCUGCAGGUGUUAAGGUGAUCUGGGAUACACAACAUCCACAGCUGUGUGUAUUUAGGACAAAGUUUACAACCUAUAGCCUGUGGGGCCUGGCUGAGGGGUCACAGAGGCUUUAUUAAUGUUUCAAACAUGGCCAACACAGAGAUUCUAUCAACUAUAGCUUGUUAAUAUUUGUUGUUUUUAAAACAGUAUCUUAUCCUAUAACCCGGACUAGCCUCAGCGCCCCUAAGGCUGGCUGGACUGGCUGGGAUGCCAGCCUGAGCAUCACAUUCCCCUGGGGCAGCCAGCCCUCCUGCCAGCUCUGGGCAGGAAGGGGUCAGGUCCUUGAAGCCUCCCUCUCUCACCACACCAGCUCCACAGGUAACUCGUCUCCCUUUAGGCCCUGGGCCAGAUGAAACCCUCAUGCUGACCAGAUGGACCAAGGAGGGGAACGGUCUGAGAUUUGCGGGUGAGAUGAAGAGGAAAGCCAGAGCGCAUGAGGGACAUUCCUUUAUUAUUGUGUGUCACUGGGCUGUGUAUGCUACACGGAGCCUCGGCCAUCAAGCUAACCCUAUUUCCUUUUUAGAUUUAGAUUCUCAGGGUGACCUGAACUUCACAAUCCUCCUGCCUCAACUGCUUGAAUGCUUGGGAUCACAGGCCUAUGCAAGAAAAAUAUUUAAAGGUGCCGUGUGGCUGGUGACAUGGGUAGAGGUGCUUGCUGCCACACCUGCCACCCAGAGAGUCUAUGUCAGAGGCCCUGAGGAGGCAACUCCUCCCCUGCCAGCCCAGGGAGGACAAGAUGGGGCUAGAUGCCCUCCCCCACCAGGUUCCACUGUGCUCUCUUGGCUCGGCAUGAGCUGGUGGCUAUGGGUCUGGACGCAGCUCUGUGGCCUCACUGGCCUCCUGUGUUAGAGGCACUAGGUUCAUGCCGAGCACCACAAAAUUUUUCCUUAGAAAUUUAAGAUUAAAUAUUAAAGGGCCAUUGUGUCCCAGCCCCCA